Exophiala aquamarina CBS 119918 is the source of this 1947-nucleotide messenger RNA. RefSeq lists its product as uncharacterized. Gene Ontology annotation, cellular component: nucleus; mitochondrion. NCBI's taxonomy places the organism in Eukaryota, Fungi, Ascomycota, Eurotiomycetes, Chaetothyriales, Herpotrichiellaceae. The record is from RefSeq and is a predicted model, not a curated record. The transcript is spliced from 2 exons. Gene Ontology annotation, biological process: interstrand cross-link repair. The coding region runs from base 1 to 1947 and encodes 648 amino acids. Gene Ontology annotation, molecular function: single-stranded DNA 5'-3' DNA exonuclease activity.
AUGACCAUAUCACCUAGCAGUCCUCCUGGAUCACCCACACAUUACACAAUACAGAUGCAAGUAGUUCCCACACCAGCAGGGGACACGACACAUCUGGGCUACGACGAUGACGAGUUCAGUGACUUUGGCGCAGAUCCUGAAGAGCUAGCAGUGAUCGAGCGGCUUUUGCAAGAGGCGGCAGAGAAGACCCAGCAGUCUGCGAUUCAAACUGCGCCAGCGCCAGCGACAGUCAUAGAUAUCGAAGACUAUGAAGCACCACAGGCUGUUCAUCUGUCUGAGAUGUUUAAUCUGCAGUCUACACAACCUUGGAAUCACGCAGCCCAGACCGAGAAUCGACAGCUUCAGUCAAGCCUGGUCCAGAUCAUAUGCGACGAGAGUGCUGUGGCGAGGAGUGAAAGUCAAGACAAGGAAACCGAGAUAUCGGAAUCCAGUGGAGAGUCACCUCAUCUGGCGGACGCGAAAGCAGAGCCAGCAGAGCCUACAACGCCGCAGAACAAUACAAGGUCUCCUCUCGAACGAUUUCGAAGACCCCCUAAGAAACCCAUCUCUGUCACAGAUCUCACAUCUCCUGCCUGGUGUGAGUUGCAAUACUAUUAUAUUCUCAGUAGCAAAACAGGUCGCAAGAAACCGACCUCGGCCAUGAAACAAGGAACUACGGUCCACAAGGUCCUGCAAGAAGAAGUACAUGUGACUGUCCCUGUCAAAAUCACAAAACGAGAAGAUAACUGGGGCCUGAAGGUGUGGAACAUAAUCCAGGGCUUGAGGACUCUGAGGGAGACUGGCAGAACUCGAGAAUUCGAAGUUUGGGGAACAGUCGGUGGCGAACUGGUCAAUGGUGUGAUUGACGAGUUGAGCUACGAUUGCCCCGAUCCAAAGCUCGAAGAACAGAGUCUCAGAUCGAUGGGAAAGCAGGACAGUGAGCCUCCGAUUCCCGAAUAUCAGACAAGCAUAAGGGAAUAUCUUGUCUCUAGCGAGCAUCGGGAACAGAGUCAAACAAUCGCUGAUGCUCUGUCCGGCAGUAACAGCCAGCAACAACCAGUGUCAAGCAAUUCGAAACGUGACAAACGUAUCUACAUCACCGACGUAAAGACCCGAGGGGUUUCGUCUUUGCCCACCGGUUCGAGUCUUCGACCUACGAUCGUCCAAUUACACCUGUACCACCAUCUACUGGAGAACUUCGCCCAAGGAAACUUCCCGCUCGAGCAUUUGGCAACGCGGUUCAAAUUCGACGUAGGCGAACCUUUCUCUGACUCAUUCAUCGCACAGAUAGCAAACCUCAACCAGGAAGCCUUUGACUGCGUGAACUCCUCCAGAGAGGAUGGCAUGGAAGUUGAUUUCGACGAGGAUGACUUUGUCCCUUCAACGCAAGACUCAUUCGAGAUCAUUCUCCAGCACAACAAUAUAUCGAGUCUCUGGCAGUAUAUGCUCAACCAGUUUCAGGAGACGUUCAUGGUCCGAUCGCCUGCCUCCUCCACCGAUGCGAUCUCGGUUACCAUGUCCCAAACCCAAUCGACAUCACAAACCGGACAUGAAUCGCCAAGUUCGAGACCUCAAUCGAUCUCGUCGCUUGAAUUUCCAUCUCAAAUGACUCUCCCAACCCUCCUAUCCCCACUGCUUACGGCUAAAUACCUCUCUUCAAAGCUCAAAUCCAACUCGGACCCAUUCCGGCCCCGUCUCCUCGGCUCCAAGAGCAUCAUCUUCAACCCGUCAUUCCUCAGAAGCUACUUGUACGACUCGCUGGCGUUCUGGCGCGGCGAGCGGGAGCCCAAGGGCGUGGUGCUCUCAGACGCGUGGAAAUGCAGCGUCUGCGAGUUUCGGGAUGGCUGUGAUUGGAUCAAGGAGCAGGACCAACGCGCCCUCAACGAGAGCUUGGAGAGGAGACGCGUGAGAGCGGAGGGUGUUGAUGGUGGAGUGGUAGGCCGUGAGGUGACGAGGAGUCAUGUCUAG